AUGUCCUGCUAUGAGAGGUGUCCUUCCACCUCCUGUGGCCCAACCCCACUUGCCAACAGCUGCAACGAGCCCUGCGUCAGGCAGUGCCAGGACUCGACAGUGGUGAUCCAGCCCUCGCCCGUGGUAGUCACCCUGCCUGGCCCCAUCCUCAGCUCCUUCCCCCAGAACACCACUGUGGGAUCCUCAGCAUCUGCAGCUGUUGGGAGCGCGCUCAGUGCCGAGGGAGUGCCCAUCUCCUCUGGGAACUCCUCUGGAUUGGGGAGCUUUGGCUACCCAGGCCUGGGCAGUGGGUACAGCCGGCCCUAUCGUCGCUACAACACCUACCGCAGUGGCUUCUAUGGGCCAUGCUAA
Egretta garzetta (little egret) is the source of this 351-nucleotide messenger RNA. RefSeq names its product feather keratin 4. Lineage: Eukaryota; Metazoa; Chordata; Aves; Pelecaniformes; Ardeidae. The coding region runs from base 1 to 351 and encodes 116 amino acids. Gene Ontology annotation, molecular function: structural constituent of cytoskeleton. Gene Ontology annotation, cellular component: intermediate filament. The transcript has a single exon. The record is from RefSeq and is a predicted model, not a curated record.